Molecule: messenger RNA, 198 nt
Organism: Clunio marinus
Lineage: Eukaryota; Metazoa; Arthropoda; Insecta; Diptera; Chironomidae
Source: the annotation of a GenBank genome assembly
AUGAGUCACAAACAUUUCGGAGAAGUUUCCAUUACCUCAUCUGUAUUGAAUAUCAAUUGUUGGGUUCAUGAUUGUGAAAAUCCAUUCAAUUUUUCAAGUUGUGGGGAAGUUGAUGGAAUUGUCAUCAUUUAUCAUGAUUAUUUUCGGGAAGCAUCUCGAGAAACACUUUGCUGUAAUUUGCAGAGAGUUUUUGUAUAG